ACUAAAACUAAAACAAACGUCUUCUCUCUUUCAGGAUAUUAAUAAUAUUCUUGGCCGGUGUGAAAACAUGCAGUUCCAGAGGGCCGCCAGAGUUUCCAUUGACCUCAGGCAAGAUGAUUUCAGCGGCCCCUUUCAGUUCAACCUGUGGAAACGGAUGCUGAAGCUAAUUAAUCCAGUCCCAAUCAAACUGAAGCUGAAUCCGGACACUGCGCAUCCGAGACUCAUCCUGUCCAGUGACCUAACAGCCAUCAGACUUGGUGCUAAACAGAAGGUCCCUGACAAGCCAGAGCGAUUUGUGCAGUGGCACGGUGUCCUGGCAUCUCAGGGCUUCAAUACUGGGAGCCACUACUGGGAGGUCGAGGUCGGAAGGAACACCAUGUGGAGUGUGGGAGUGGUAAAAGCAUCGGUAUUGAGGAAAGCGGAGUUCACACCGGAACCAAAAUCUGGUGCCUGGUUAUUGUGGCGUCUGGGAGAGGAAUAUACCACUAUGUCUUCACCACGUACUGCCCUCCCUGUUCCAGUCAAACCCCAGAGAUUGGGCAUCUACCUGAACUAUGAGGCUGGCCAGGUGACACUGUACAAUGCUGAUGACAUGUCACAUCUGUACACUUUCAGGGACAAAUUCACUGAGAAACUCUAUCCUUUCUUCUUAACGGGUUGCAAAAUUGAUUCAUUGCAAAUAGUCCACUUGAAUAUAUAGGUUUAUUUGGUUUAUCAUGCAACCAACCUUUAUGGGGAGACAGUUGGGACGGGCCUACUUCCAGCGGUUAUCAAUGUUAAUCAGCGAGUCCAACACUGAUAAGUCGUUCCAACACCAUCUCUACCUGUAAACUAUUAUUAAUAGUGUUUAACUCCAUAUAUCUACUAGAUGGCCGGGGGACCCAUUGGAUCCCUGUCACACGAAAGUCCCAUUCCGCCAACGCAAUAUUCCACCACACUGCGCAUGCACGCCUGACGGGCCCGCACUGUGCAGGCGCGACUGCCGCAUUCAAAGUUGUGCCGUUGACGGCAGAAAUUAAGUUAAAGUUAAUAAAGUGAAUAGAGAACCCGUGGAGCAGCUUGUAAAAUAGAACAAAACUUACUUGUGGAGACGUUGGGUCUCCGUUGUGAGGCCAGGCAAAUGCAAACAAAGUAAUUGGGAUGUCAAGAUGGCGGCGGGCCAGCUGCGCAGGCACAUUGUGACGUCGAACGUGACUGACGGGCAGGGCAAGUGGGAAAGUGGUUUAGAUUCCAUUGUGAUGUCUUUGUGACGUCGAACACGGCUAAUGGGCAGGGCAAGUGGUAAAGUGUUUUUUGUACAUUUUAAAAUGUCAAUAACUUAUAAAAUAUAACAUAAAUCUGAAUGAAACUUGGUUCAUUUACAUCGCAGGACAAUGGUGAAUAAGGUGGGCCAAAAAUUGGAGGCCUAUUUUUCUCAACUUAAAUAUGCACAAAAUUCUGGAAUGCAGAUAAAAGAGCAGCAAAUCUAUAGGCUUCAAAGCUAAUUAUUAGAAGUUAACGUGAAGGAGACUUCACAGGCUAGUUAAAAGAAGGCUUUGAAGCCAAUUAUAAAAAGUUAAUGUGAAGAACUCUUUUAGAAUGUCUGAUAUUGAGGUUACUAUGUUCAUAAGUGUGUGUGUACGGGUGAUCACAAGUUGGCAUGAACUCUAUGGGCCGAAGGGCUUGUUUCUGUGCUGUAUCAUUCAAUUCAAUUCAAUAAAUCAUCUUUAACUUAUUCUAGGUUUUGUCCAAA
Leucoraja erinaceus (little skate) is the source of this 1732-nucleotide messenger RNA. Its product is annotated as zinc-binding protein A33-like. The record is from RefSeq and is a predicted model, not a curated record. The transcript has 3 exons. Gene Ontology annotation, molecular function: protein binding. Lineage: Eukaryota; Metazoa; Chordata; Chondrichthyes; Rajiformes; Rajidae. The coding region runs from base 68 to 700 and encodes 210 amino acids.